CAGGGAUGCAAACUUGCUCAAGAAUUCCCCAAACUUCCAUAUCUCAACAUGGUAGACCACCACCUCCCGCCGGAGGAAACCGGCCACCACCACCACAAGGGCGAGAAGGCCGUCCACGCCGACGACCUCAAGCCAGCCCGCCGCCGCGGGUUCAACAACUACUACUACGGCGGCCACGCGGCCGGCCACGGCGGGGCGUUCCGCACGCUCUGCUUCGUCCUCCUCGUCAUCAUCCUCCUGGCCGGCAUCACCGCGCUCAUCCUCUACCUCGUCUACCGCCCUUCCACCCCAACCUUCGCCGUCACCUCCGUCGCCGUCUACUCCCUCGCCAACGCCACCGCCCCGCCGGCUGCCGGUGCUCUCGCCGGACCCGGGCCCGGGGCGUCGCCCGCGCUCAUGGCGGCGUCGUUCCAGGUGACCCUCGUGAUCCGCAACCCGAGCGGUCGGUCGGCGGCCACGUACGACACGCUGACGGCGUACGUGGCGUACCGCGGGGAGCCCAUAACGGGGCCCGCGUCCCUGCCGCCGCUGGCGCAGGAGCCACGCAGCGCCGUGGCGGUGGCGCCCGUGGUCGGGGCCGGCGCAGCGGUGCCCGUGCCCGUGUCGCCGGACGCCGCGGCGGCUCUGUCCAGGGACGUAGCGUACGGCGUGGUGUCGCUCCGGGUGGUGCUGCUCGGCCGCGUCCGCUACGUGUCCGGCCCGUUCCGGAGCGGGUGGCGCUCCCUGUACGCGCGCUGCGACCUGCUCGUCGGCGUCCGCAAGCAGGAGCGCGGCCGCGAGGCGCCGCUGUUCGGCAAUCCCUCCUGCGAUGUUAAUUAAUACGGAGUACUACUACUCCGUGUGCGAUACCGGCUGCGCGCGCGCCGCUGAUCCAUGUAUGAUCAUCAGAUAAACAGCUUGAUCUCCCUUGUACGCGCACAGUUACCGUGCUCUGCACAUGCAAGCAUAAAUGGAUAUUUGUAUGUUGGUAAUGUCAAAUAAUGCAAUGCUUUGGCCUGUAGGUACAUAAGAUUUCCGUUCA
This is a messenger RNA of Brachypodium distachyon (stiff brome), 1021 nucleotides long. RefSeq names its product NDR1/HIN1-like protein 1. Lineage: Eukaryota; Viridiplantae; Streptophyta; Magnoliopsida; Poales; Poaceae. Bases 49 to 819 code for a protein of 256 amino acids. The record is from RefSeq and is a predicted model, not a curated record. The transcript has a single exon. Gene Ontology annotation, biological process: defense response to other organism.